CCCAAAACGGGCUCCGGCCAGUGCGAGCCCCGGUACAUUGAUGCGUGGAUGCUCUGCCGUGUCGGGCUUUCAGUGGUUGAUCAGGCACGCUUGCGAAAGGUCGCUUCAAGAGGUUCCGAGCACGAGCGUGUUACGACGCAGCAGCAAAACCAAUCACACGCCUCCGCCCCCCGCCCCACACGAGACUACUCGCUACGGUUGCGUACGGUCACACGUCUAACACAAAUUGCCCGCAUCGACGCUGCCAGUUCGCAUUGGACGGCACGGUAAAACAGACGAAAUCACACACACGGCAAAAACAGACAGCCAGGUCAAAGUGUCAAGGCUGAAGAUAAGCCUGCCGAGGGCAAGUGUUGAUCUCGCGUCGUUGAAGCUGUGCGGCUCGGUGUGUGAGAGGGUUCAUUCCAGCUUCCCAGCGUCAGGUGAAUAAUUGUGUGAUUCCCCUUGCAACUGAGGUACGUCACAUCGUGCAAAUAUUCUGUUCAGGUUCGACGAGUGUGCGGUGUCGUAUUGGAAUUUCGGCCAGCGGACGUCAAUCAAAAUCACACCGAACAACAACAACAACAACAGAAACAACAGCGCCACAAAAACCCGUUCCAGUGCACGAUCGGGCAUUCACAAGCACACAGCGCGCGAAAAAGGGAAAGUCGCCCGUAAUUGUUUUUCGGAGUGUACCUGUGUCCGUGCGUGUGUGCAUGUGUAGGGCAAGGUCGCCGACGGCACAGCUGAGACCGGUGGCCCAGUAGCAGACAAAAACGCGCGCGGGUAAAACCAGGCCCAAGGUGUUUCUGGCCAGCGAGCGGUUGAAGGUGAUUGGAAUCGCGCGAGAAACCCCCCCCCCCCCCCCCUCGGAGAGGCCAGACAACAAUCAAAACCGCCACUCCGCGUGCACACCACACCAGUGGAGCUAGUAACUGUGCUUACAGUAGAGACUUACAGCAGUCCGAUCACGAUGAGCGGUGUCGACGACAUUCUGACGUACAAGCGAGACUCCAAGGAGGAUCUGUACGCGCUGCUAAACUGCAGCGAAACGUCCACGGUGGACCAAAUCCAGGCCGAGUUUAAAAUACUCGCUUUACAGUAUCACCCGGACAAGAACGAUGGUGACAAGGAGUCCGAGGCUAAGUUUCAGCAGCUAAAGGAGGCGAAGGAGAUCCUGUGCGAUCCGGAGAAGCGGGCGAGCUACGACAAGUGGCGCAACAGCGGCAUCCAGAUCAGCUACAAGAACUGGCUCGGCAUGAAGGAGCACGUCCAGCAGAGCAUGCACUGGGCGAUCCCGAAAACGAAGGACCGGAUGCUGCCGGAGGGCGGCACGGCGGCCGGCAGCACCGGGGCUGGCGCCGCGACCGGCUCUGGCGCAGUCGGAUCCGGGCUGAGCGCGGCCCAGCCCAACCCAGCCCAUCGGCGCGCCUCCGAGGGCGGCGCCGCCCUGUACUAUGGCGGGCGCAAGGGUGAGUGGGGCUCGGAGAACUCGAGCGAAGUGGUGAGCAAGUUCCGCAACUAUGAGAUCUAAGCUAACAGUGGGGGGGGGGGGGAGGAAGAGCAGGACGUUUUUGUGGGUGUGUGGGUAAGUGUGUAUAUGUGUGCCCAUUGAUUCUGGAAAGGUGUAUGUGUGUGUAUGUGUGUGUGCGUUGGGGGAGGUAGGUGGGCUAUUGUCUUUUAAGAGUCCUUGACAUCCUUGACAGCUUACGGAGAUACCACAGGACGGACGGACAUGAAUCUUCCUGUAUUAAGAAACCGUAAAGCCUAGAACGGUACACACACGCACACAUAAACACAUAAAGUAUCAUAUCCUCUUCUGCUCUUACCUCAAACAGCACAACCCUGCCCAGCAGCAUGGGAUGCGAAUUUAAUGAACUCACGGUUGAAUUGAUAAUUGGAGCAGAUACGUUACCCAGGCAGCACAGCCGUUGUCCGACCGCCAGAGGAUAUGUUUACGUGUGGGGUGGGUGUGUGUGCUUAUUUUGUGCUGCUAGAGAGGGGGUAACCUUUUGUGCUGGCGUGAGUUUAUACUUUCAUCUUCCAUUUCGUCCCGACUCUCACCUUCGCCCUUUUCAACCUCAGCCACGCUUUUCCACAUGCUCCAAUUGCGCCCUGUAAAUGGUGUGGUGGAUUCAUGCUAUUGUAAUGGGGAUGAUGAGAAUGGACAAAAGCGGUAGGUGGGUCAGUGGAGGAUCUCUCUCUAUUCUAUUCUCUCUCUCUUUCUCACUCACACACAAAAACACACACACACACAAACACACUUAUGCUAGGAUUGAUUAAAGCCGUAUUUAACCGGCUAACGAUAAAUUAAAAUUGAUCGAUUUUUCUGCGCCUGAAAGGAAGCAACCGAACAGGAACAAACGAGCCGACACUGUGGAAUACACACAUACACACACACACACACACACACACACACACACACACACACACACACACACACACACACAUACGCUCGCAGUGUGUUGAAUGAAUUGAAUAAUUAAAUGAUUUGCAAAUGAUGAGUGCCCGGGCAGGAGCGGGCAACGAUGACAUUACAAUUAAAAUAGAGAAGAGGCAAAAUCAACACAAGAAAAUUACAAAAAAAAGUAUUGCAUAACAGUGUACAUGUGUAAGAGCAUGCUGGCUAAAAAACCAUUAGUGUGUUUUGGUCCUUUGCUUUCUUCCAUGCAGCCGUUUCUCUUAGUAAAAAGAAGAAAAAAAAGAAAAUAAAUAAUAAAAAAAAACCUUUUACCUGGCCCCAAAACUCUUCCCACCGUUACGUGUGCGCUCACCACCAUCCUGCUGAUGUGGUCCUGUGUUUCUAAUUGAUGUGUUAUAGUCGUUAAUUGUUGAUGUUGAUGCACACAUAUAUGAAGCAACAGCAAAAAAGAAAAAAAAUAACAAGAAGUUAAGAAAAACGAGGAAUCGCAAAAGGUGAACGUUCUAGCGACACAAUGAUAUGCAACCGCGCUAGGAAGAGGCAAACAGGGCGACUUAGAGAACUAUUUAAAAAAAGAACAGCAAAAGAAAACAAACAGUGAUAGACUCAUUCGAGAAAGCACAUGUAGAAAGUGAAACGGAAAACCCAACGCGAGGCAGAUAAGAACGAAUGCCCAACUGUGCAACUCGGUUAUGAUAAUGAUGUAAGACGACAAAACGAAACGACACAAGAGUAAUGAUUUCCAUAUGACGACGUGCGACGUGUUCGAUCCCAAAAUAACGUGGACAAAAAAAAAUAAUAAAAGAAAGCAAACAAGAACCGAACACAACAGAGAGAUGUGUGACUUGAGAGAGGAGGGAAAACAGGGAAACAACAUUGAGGAGGAGUUAGUACUAGUAGUUAAAACACGGUGCCACAAGUAAUCAGAUCAAAUCAGAUGCGCUAACUCUUUGCUGCUCUCUACAAAAUAAAUUAACGUACACGUAUAUACAUAUAUAAAAUAUAUCAAUAUAUUUUAUAGCGAUGCGAUAUUGAAUGCAAUCUUGCAAAAUGGAACUUAAUCUUCUAAAACGUACACAUACGCACAUACGCAAGAGAAACACAAGCUACCGAUACGCAAUAAUAGAUUGCAACAACAGAAACCCAAUGAAAGCAGAAAACAUAUUUUUGUUACCUACUAUACUAUACUAUAUAUAACUACUUGAUAUGGCACACUUUACCACGUAAGGCACAAUCUGUGUAAGGCACGUAACUGUGUGACGCAAUGUAUUUAAAACUAUUUAAACAAUCAAGCUGUGUAGAUGAUAAUAUACAUACCUAUCUAUAUACACGUAUUAUAUUUGAUGUUAAACGAUGUAAAUCAUGGGUGAAAGGAAGUCUCUCUGGCACUGUCUUCGCUGCCCUCCCUUUUUCCCACAAUCACAAGCGUUUCUGACCUGUCAGUAGAGAUGUUUAAUCCGAGACACAGUCACAACUGUUUUAGUCCGUAAGAAAGUACCUUUUCACCUUGAGUGUACGUUCUAUCCAGCGCAUAGCUGCUGUUCAUGACUAUUGAAGGAAGAGAAGAGAGAUAAGCGAAAAAAAAAAACAAAAUAAAAAAGAAACAAAGUAUUUAUUACAAAAAAUUAAAAUGUUUAAUGCAAACAGCAGAAGAGAGAAUAUAAAGCAUACACAAACAAGUAAAAUUUGAUGAACUUAAAGUUUAAUACCCAAAAUGAAUGUGAUGAAUGCCAAGUAAGGACCCUGUCCUUUUUAGCACUGGAAUGAACAAAAAACAUUUGACUUGACUGCAUUCGGAAUCGACCUUUAUAGACAAUUUGGAGAUCCCUUUUAUACCCGUUGGCAACCAUACAAAAAUAAGAAAAAAAAAGAAAAAAAAAACAUUUAAUGUUAGUUUCUACACUAUUUUCUGUACUGAGAGGUAUGGCGUUAAAAUUGCACGCUAAAUAAAAAAAAUGAACAGAUGGACAAGUAAUAGCAGAUAAAAGACAAAUCAAAAAUUGUUGAAUCCAACAGGAGAUAACCCACGAAAAGCUACAAGAACAAGAAAGUGCGCAGCUCCCAGGGGACGGUCAAACUGUCAGGAAAUUCUUACAAACUUGCACACUUAUUGCAAACACAUGAUUCACUAUACUGGCUCAUUCUCGCAUCACUAAUAAACACAAUAAAAAAAAACCGUCGACAAACUUUUGAAUGCUCUAUUUUUUGGACAAUUUAUGGCAGAAUGCAAAACAAAUAAAUCCUACAAACACUUCAGCUAGGAGAUGCAAACGUGUAAAACCCCACCCCAACUUACAGGACCAUAUUGCCAAAUCCGUAUUGUGAUUUUAUGUUGCCCUUUUUAUCCCCUUACCACCCCAUGCUGUAUUCUAAACAUCGCCAUUUUUCAUGGGGCACAUUAUUCUGCUUAAAGAGAAAAGGAUAAGAAAGAGAUGAAGAGAGAUAAGAGAGAUAGAGACAUUUAACGGAAAAGGCAAAGCAUAUUUAUUUACAAGACACCUACAGUGGAAAACCAAAACUUACUACAGCGCAAUGAAAAAUAGCCCUUCAACCGAGAAGCACUGUACCAACAAGGAAGAAAUACGAAAAAAUAAAGAAUAGGAAUAAAAAGAAGAAUUAGAAGAGAUAUAGAAAGAAGAAGAAACACAGGAAAAAACACAGACAUAAAUUAUGUUCAAGCAGUUGGAUUGAUUUGUGUGAGAAUGAAAUGAUUUUUGAUGAAAAUAGACAGAAUGCAACCGAUCACAGAUGCGCUAGCAAGCCUUUACAAUUCCCGGAAUCUUCCUCAAAGCAUGGGUUAAUAAUAGUCAAAUUUCUUUAGUGGCACACACACGAGAGAAAACCUUAAAUAUAGAAAAACUACAAACCAAAACAAAUAAACAUUAACAAACAGCCACAAUUAUAUGAAAAAAGGCAACAAAAUGGAUGUAUAAUGUUGGUGUGUCAAAAUGUGAUCCCUAGCAAUCUGAGCACCCCACCAAGGCUCCCGCUCUCUAUCUCUCUACCCCGUUAUGAGCGUAAUAAUCAUUCCCGUGGAAAAAAAACAUUAA
Molecule: messenger RNA, 5451 nt
Organism: Anopheles coluzzii
Lineage: Eukaryota; Metazoa; Arthropoda; Insecta; Diptera; Culicidae
Gene: jdp
Product: J domain-containing protein
Exons: 4
Coding region: 953-1513 (186 amino acids)
Cellular component (GO): cytoplasm
Source: RefSeq, a predicted model, not a curated record